GAAAAAACCUGUUCCCACUUCAUCUGGAUGGGCACGUCUCAUGCGUGCGGCGCGUUGCGUGGGGUCUUCUUGCCGCAGUUUCAGCAACCUUGUCGUGGUAGACGAGCGAAUCUUUCAGUUCGAGAAGAAGUUCACUGGAGCGUUGAAGGACACUGCCUGGUCUCACACCCUUCAGCUCUGGUCGGAGCUUGCAGCGACAGGACUACUGCCCUCUGGCGCCUGCUGCAGCGCCGCGCUCACCACGCUGUCGCGGUCCCUGCGCUGGCGCCAGGCGCUGCACCUCUUCGCCGGCAUCCAGGGGGAGCGCAGCAGGAACUGCUGCAAUGCCGCCGUGGCGGCACUGGCCAAGGGCGGUCACUGGCAAGGCGCCUUGCACGUCGUGCGGCAGAUGGGCGCCGAGCUAGAGCAGCCGAAGCACGCCUCGGGUGCUGCAUGGGCACCGCGAAAGGCGUGGCCGGCGCCCGACGCUGUGUCCUUCGGGGCUGCUUCAGACGCGUGCGCUCGGGCGCUGCGCUGGGAUGUGUCUCUUUUGCUUUUGAAGGAAUCUCCGAGCCUUUUCAGCCUCACCAGCUGCAUCGCUGCUCAGGACAAGGCCAGCCAGUGGCAGCACGCCUUGUCGUUGCUUGCCUGGGCGGAAGAUCGGAAUCUGAAACCCAGCGCUGCGGUUCUCAACGCAGUGCUGGGCGCCUACGGCACCGGUGCCAUGUGGGCCCAAGCCUUGGAGCUCCUGGCACAGAUGCGGCAGGUCCGGCGCCCAACGCCAUCUCGCUGAACACCGCGCUGCGCGGCCUUUCGCAUGUCAGCCAAUGGACCUUGGCGCUAGCUACUUUCGAGCUCUUCAAGGAGCAGGGGCUGAAGCCAUCUAACAUCUCGUACACCAGCCUGAUGACGGCUCUAGCCAAUGCGGAGCUGUGGCAGCAGGCGCUGCAGCAGCUGAAGUCCCACGCCGCGCCCGACGUGGUGGCCUUCAACGCCGCCCUCACGGCAGCCAGCCGUUCUACUCUUCCAGCAGUUGCUCUUUCGCUGUUGAAGGAGCUCAAGCUUUGCGGUUUGCAGCCGCAGGUGACGUCCUACAACAUAGCUCUGAGCUGCCAGCCCUGGGCUGAAGCGCUGCGGCUACUAGAUGAGAUGCCGUUCCCUGGGGACCACGUCACCUAUCGGGUGGCUCUGGAGGUGCUGGCGCAGGCGCCGCUGGAGCUGGCGUUGAGUUUCCACCGCGACUCCGUGGAUGCUGGCCUUGCUCUUGGCCCAAGACAGGUCACAGAUCUCCAUGGCCUGUCACUGGAGGCGGCGCGAGUGCAGGUUUGCGCAGACCUCUUGCACGCUGCGCUGCAAGGCGCUGUGGAUCGCUCGUACAUCGUGGGCUUGGGCCGCGGCAGUGACAGUGGCGAGGCCGUCUUGGGGCCCGAGCUCCUGAGCUUCCUCCGGGCCUUGCAACUGGAGGUUCGGGAGACGAGUGGGCGGCUCCAUGUGAAUGGCCGGCAGUUGCAGCAGUGGGCAAACGCAUGCGUCGAUUGCUCCUGGACGCGUUUUGCCAAGCGCAAGACAGACACCGCAGACUUGCGAUAUCGGGACACGGUCUCCAAGGUGUACUUGAGAAAUUUCUGGACGCAUGUGAACGAGCUCAUCGUGAGCGAUCGAUCGAUGCGGCGGCUGCGCGCUCUGGGCCUCGGCCUCGCGCUGUGGCUGGGCCUCACGGGCCUCAGCGACCCCGCGGCGGUGGCCACGGCGGCGGCGGGCGACGAGUUGUUGAUCUACGGCGCCGGCUACUUGGGCCGGCGCGUGGCAAAGCUUUGGCAGCAGCAGCGGCCCGGCGCGAAGGUCACCUGCGCCACGCGGACGGCGGCGUCGCAUCCGCAGCUCGCCGCUGAGGGCUGGGAGGCGCUGACCACGGAUGAGCUGAGCGGCGGAACCCGCCGCUUCGCCCAGGUGGUGUUUUGUGCUCCUCCCAGCAGGUCAGACGAUUAUGGCGCGGCUGUGAGAGCUGCAAUGGGACUUUUGGAAGAGCAUGGCGCUGCAGUCUUCACUUCCUCUGCUGGUGUAUUUGCAGAGGACUCGGGCGGCACAGUGGAUGAGUCCGGCGCGGUGGGCGACAGCCCGGCCAACCAGCGGAUGCUUUCCGCGGAGAAGGCGGCGGAGGGCGCGGCGGUGCUCAGGCUGGCAGGGCUCUACGACCUGGAUCGGGGGCCUCAUGCGUACUGGCUCAAAACGGGCGUGGUGACGGGCCAGCCAGACGGUCUGAUCAACUUGGUGCACUAUGACGACGCCGCCUCCGCGGUGGUGCAGGCGCUGCAGGCCAAGAGCCGCGAGGUCUUCGUGGUGGCGGAUGGGGUGCCGCUGAGCCGGCGCGGCAUCUGCGAGGCGGCGGCCAAGGCGAAGCACUUCGGGGCGGCGAUGCCGAGCUUCAAGGCCGGGGAGUGGGAGAUGGGCGGCACCGGCGGCAAGCGCUUGGACGCCUCGAAGGCGCGGCGUGUCCUCGGCUGGCGACCGCAGUUUCCGUCCUUCGCAGAGUACAUGGCAGCACACUGA
Molecule: messenger RNA, 2529 nt
Organism: Effrenium voratum
Lineage: Eukaryota; Dinophyceae; Suessiales; Symbiodiniaceae
Source: the annotation of a GenBank genome assembly